AGCCGCCUCGCCCUCCGAAGCGCUUUCUCGUCUCUUCCCCGAAGUCGGAGAAGCAACAGCCUCCGGGGCUCACCUUCGCGCCGGAGAGUGAGAGAGGAAACCGGACUUGAGAGUCCAUCGAAAGAGGAUGCUCCUUCCGUGUAUGGGUGUUGGAGCUCUCUGGCAAGGCGUCUCGGGAACCAUGGAGGGUACAAGAACUUUCCUUGAUGCUAAAGAGUACCCUGACCCAGAGGCACAGAGAGAUCGAGUAUUGACUCUGGAAGAAUGGCAAGAAAAGUGGGUGAGCCGCAAAAUUGGAUUCCAUCAGGAGCAAGGGCAUAAGCUAUUAAAGAAGCAUUUGGAUACUUUCCUUAAGGGCGGGAACGGACUGAGAGUAUUUUUUCCUCUUUGUGGAAAAGCGGUUGAGAUGAAAUGGUUUGCAGACCUAGGACACAGUGUCGUAGGUGUGGAAAUCAGUGAACUUGGGAUACGGGAAUUUUUUACAGAGCAGAAUCUUUCUUACUCAGAGGAACCCAUCACGGAAAUUCCUGGAGCCAAAGUUUUCAAGAGCUCUAAAGGGAACAUUUCGUUGUACUGUUGCAACCUUUUUGAUCUUCCCAGAGCCAAUAUUGACAAAUUUGACCGGAUCUGGGAUAGAGGAGCAUUAGUUGCUGUGAACCCAGGCGAUCGUGAGCGCUAUGUGGAUGUCAUGCUGUCCCUAACGAGGAAAGGGUUUCGCUACCUCUUGGCUAUUCUUUCUUAUGAUCCCACUAAAUACGCAGGUCCACCAUUUUACGUUCCGGAUGCUGAAGUCAAAAAAUUAUUUGGCUCAUUAUGCAACAUUCAUUGCCUUGAGAAGGUUGAUGUUUUCGAAGAACGACAUAAAAGUUGGGGAAUUGACUACAUUGUUGAAAAGUUGUAUCUGUGUACGGAAAAGUAAAUGAGACAAGUAAUAACAAGUCAUAUCAACACUGGGCAGCUGACGGUUAUGCUAAGGCAAGAAACUAUACUGAUGGCUCUUGAAAAAAAUUGUUUAUAAAUCACAUCACAGAUCUUUGCUCACAAAUGUGUAUAACUUUAUAGAAAAGAAUACAACUAAAUUGGUAAAGUAGCUACCUUUAGAAAGGAAAGUAUAAUUGGAGGGGGUCAAAGAAUAUACCUGUUUUACUUACAGAUUGCAAGAAAUUUUUUACAACCAGCAUGUGUUGUAUAAUUUAAAUAAAUUAAAAACUAAAGGGGCUCCCAGCUGCCUCAGUUGGUGGAACUAUGUGAAUCUUGAUCUCAGAGUCAUGAGUUCAAGCCCUCCGUUGGGUGUGUGGAUUACUU
Messenger RNA from Mustela erminea (ermine), 1305 nucleotides. It is a transcript of the gene TPMT, whose product is annotated as thiopurine S-methyltransferase. Bases 128 to 919 code for a protein of 263 amino acids. Gene Ontology annotation, molecular function: thiopurine S-methyltransferase activity. The record is from RefSeq and is a predicted model, not a curated record. NCBI's taxonomy places the organism in Eukaryota, Metazoa, Chordata, Mammalia, Carnivora, Mustelidae. The transcript is spliced from 10 exons.